This is a messenger RNA of Paramecium pentaurelia, 3684 nucleotides long. The record is from the annotation of a GenBank genome assembly. Lineage: Eukaryota; Ciliophora; Oligohymenophorea; Peniculida; Parameciidae.
AUGAAUUUUCAUUUCCCUGGAACCUAUUCAGAAUUGAGAGAUAACCAUUUUUCAGAAAAUUAUAGAGUAAUAUCUAAGAAUUAAGUUGCCCAAAUGGAUGAAAGAUUAAUUUUGAUGCGCAUCAAUUAAUUUGAAGAUGGUUUCAAUUAACUCAUAACAUUAAUUGAAGACCCAUAAUAUUUUGAUUUCCUCUACUAUUUAGUUGAGUAAUCAUUUGAACUAACUCUAGACAUUUAGAUACACAUCCAAAUCAAAAAGUAUAAUUAUAAUUGGUUGAAAUACUAUCAUUUCAAAUUCAAAAAUUAUACCCUGAUUAUCUUUAGGCUUUUAAAAUGACACUAUUCUUAUUACUGAAUUUAUUGUAAUAGAAGCAAAUCUAAGGUUAAUAAGUAAGAAGGGCAUUAAAGAUAAUGUAAUAAUUAUUUAAUUUGAAUGCUUUCAAUGAUUUUGGUAGAGAAGGCAGUAGAUACAUAUUUGAUUUAGUUAAAAUGGCUAUAGAUAUUAAGGAUGCUUAAAUAAGAGAAAUAUGGAUUGAUAUUUUGGUUUAAGCAAUUGCAAUGUGGUAGUCAUAUGAUUUAAAUCUUAAAAACAGGAUUGUUCAUUUGAUGUAUGAAUAAGAGAGUGUUGUAUUAAAUAUUUCUAAAUUUCUAUUUGGAUGCAGCAAGAAUGAUAAAUUGAAAUAGUACACUGUAGAUCAAAUUAUUCUACUUGUAAAUUAUAUAACUGAAAAAUCAACUAAUCAAACUGAAAGUUUAGCAGUUAAAAAUCUUAGAGAGUUAUUGUCUUAAACAUCAAAAGACAUGCCAAAAGUAUAUUAUCAAUAACUCUCUGCUUUUAUUGGUUUAUAUGAUAAUGAAAAUUAUCAUAUAAGAAAUGGAUUAUCAGAAUUGAUAACUAAUGUUAUUGAAUAUCUAAUUAAGGAGUCAAAAGAUUAAGAUAGUGAUGAAUUAUAAUUAGCAAAUGCCAAUAACUUAAUUAAAUAGCUUUUGGAUCGUCAUAUGGAUAAAACUGCUUUUUGUAGAUCAAAUGUACUUUAAUGUUUGUCUUAAUUGUUAAAUUCAAAUUGUGUGCCAAAAUAACAUUUAUAAACUAUUUUCGCAAUUUCCUCUUCCAGAUUAAGAGAUAUCUCUGGUUAUGUUAGAAAAUCUUCUUUAUAAUUAUUGAAAUCUAUUGUACGAUAUUAUAGAUUCUUGUAUGUACAGAGUUAAGGAAGAUAAAAUUUCUGGUCUUCAGAGGAGAUAGAAGAUCAAAUAAGUAAAAAUAAAGAAGAAUUAUAAAAUAUCCACAAAGAUUUUGAGGAGAUAGAUAAACAAUUUUAAAAUGGAGAAAUCACAUAAGAUAAUGUUAAUGAAUCAAUUAAAUUUAUUAAAAAAACAGCAUAAGAAAAGAUUAAAAUUUAAGAAUAUUUAGAAGAAUAUCAAAAAUUUUUGGAAGGAAUGAAAACUGUAAUUACUCAAGUUUUAUAAUUAUGUUAAAGUAAAAAUUAAGCAGAUGUUAUUCAUUCUAUUAAACUGUUUUCUUAUAUAUAAAAGUAUAAUUAUGAGACUGCUAAUUAAGGAUUACGAAGAAUGAUAUUACUUGUAUGGUCAUAAGAUAAAACUAUAUAAUAAGAAGUAAUCAAGAAAUUCUGGAAAUUAUUUUUAAGAGAUACUAAGAAACCUAGAUAAAUUAUUCUUUAGAUAAUUGAUCUAAUUAGUAAAUCAAAUUUAAAAGAACUAAUUUCAUUAGAAAAAAUAAUAUUAUCUUAUGAAACUGAAUUGGCACCUAAUUAUAAAUUUCCAUCUAAAAUCUUUCAUAAUCUUUGGGAGUAUUUUGGUAAAUAAGAAGUUGAUUAGCGUUCAAUGCUUAUUUUUGUUAGAAUUAUGUUAACUAGAAGUUCAUCUUUACUUAAUUUAGAAAAGGUCGCCUAAAUUUAUAAUUUAUUAUAAAAAUAUAGUAAGAAAGAUCCUGAUUGGAUCAUUAUUAAGGAACUUGCAAUCAUAUUGUCUAAAUUAGAUAGAACUUAAGGUAAAAAUUAAAUUAAUUUUAAUAAAUCAAUAGAUCUAUUAAUAAUUUUAUUAAUUAAAUACUAAAAUUCAUUAGAUAUGAAUUAUUUUUCUGCAUGUGAUUCAAUUAUUUAAUUAGUUCCAAGUGCAGAAAAUCCUGAAUUGAUUUUUGAAACACUUUUAUAGGAUUUAGGAUUUAAAUCUAAUAAAAUGGAUUUAGAAAUAGAAGAGUAAAAGUAAAUGGAAGAAAUUCACUUAGCUCAUGCAAUAUAUAUAGCAGGUUCUGUAUCUUUAUAAUUAUUGAUUUUCAUUGAUGCUACACAUAAUUCAUUAAAGAAUUUAAAAAAUGAGAGAGAAAAACAAAUUGGAAAAGAAUAAGAAAUAGAUAAAAUUUAAGGAGGUGUAGAAGGAGAAUUUGAAAAAUUGCAUGGUAUUGUUGAUUAAAUUCAAGAUCUAAAAUUAAUUUAAUAGAAUUUAUUAUCAGUUUUUUCUCCAAUGGUAAAGUAAAUAUUGUAAGAGUGUCUAAAUUAAAUGGAGACUGAAGAAAAUGCUAUAAGAUAAUAACCACCUAUUGUAUAAGUGAGUUUAAUCACAAUGUGUAAAUUUAUGUGCUUAUCAGAAUCUUAUUGUAGAGAGAAUAUUUAAAUGUUAUUUAAUAUAAUGAAGUAUAAAAUAUAUUUUUAAUUAGAUCUCCUCUUAUUGAUUAAGUAAUGAAAAAUAAUGUAAUAAUUAGUAUUGGAGAUUUAUUACAUAGAUGGCCUAACACAAUUUAAAAGUUUCAUAAAUAAAUAUACUCAAAUUUAUCUGAUACAAGUGCUGCAGUUCGUAGAGUAACUCUCCUUGUAUUGACACAUUUGAUUUUGAAUGACAUGGUCAAAAGCAAAACUUCAUUGUCUCAUAUUCCUAUUUUAUUGAAUGAUCCUCAUCCUUAAAUACCAGCUAUGGCAAGAUAUUUUUUGAAUGAAUUACAGAAAAAAGAAUAAAGAGCUAUAACUAAUGCUAUUCCUGAUAUCAUUUCAAAUGUUUAAGAAUAAAAUGAAAAUGUUCUAUCAUAAAUCUCUUAAUAUAUAGACAAAUCUUAAGUUGAAUCUAUUGUUGAUAAGCUAAUUACAAUUUUAGGAACUAGUUAAAGUAUUUAUUAAACUUUAUGUAUCUUUAAGAUUAAUACGAAAUAAAAAAUAUAUCUAUACUGUUUAAUCACAUAAAUUUAACCUAAAAUUCUCUAUAGAGAUUAUUAGAUGGUUGGGAAGAAUACAGAGAAAAAUUAAGAGACCAAUUUGUGUAUAAUUAAUUUACAAUUUUUAUUAAAAAGGUAGUAUUUUAUUGAAAUCUAUAAUUUAAGUUGAAAAGAACUUUGCCUUAAGAUGCCAAACCUUUAAUUGAAGAAUAUGAGAUGAAAGUGGAACAUCAUGAUAAAGAAACAUUUGAAAAUAGGAGAAGGGAAAAAAUAACAAAGAAAAAGAAUAUAAAACAAACAUAAAAUGAAAAUAAUAAUGAAAAGGAAUAAAAAGAAAAUAAAGGUGGAAAUAAAUAAUAAUAAUAAUAAUAAUAAUAGAAAAAGAAAACAAAGAAGAAAAAAGAAGAAGAUUUCAUGGAAUUAGAAUCAGAUUCAGAUGAUAAUAGUUAAGAAUCAUUAGUAAUUAAGAAAUAAAUAAGUUCAAGAAGAAAAAAAUCUACAAAAAAAGAUGAAGAUGAAUGA